This is a messenger RNA of Parnassius apollo (apollo), 1770 nucleotides long. NCBI's taxonomy places the organism in Eukaryota, Metazoa, Arthropoda, Insecta, Lepidoptera, Papilionidae. The record is from the annotation of a GenBank genome assembly.
AUGAACGCUAAGUACGCUCACGUGAAAGCGAUUGUGGACAGUGCGCCGCCGAGUUACGACGAGAAACGUCCAUUCCGCAAUUUACCAAAAUGGCGGCGACAUGCAUGGCAACUGGCAACCGACAACACACGUUUAUUAAUGGCUAUAAAAAUGACUCAUUUCAAUCGAGGUAAGGUGGACAGCUAUUGGAGGGAAGGUCCUCCAGUCAACAACGUGUAUUACGAGAACCGGGCACACUUUUUGAAAGAAGUGCAAAGGGAAAACAAGGCUAUCUAUACGCGUAUUCUUAAAACCAGACCUCAGGUAUCACCUACUUCGACGCUGCAACGUGAUUGGGAACACAACCGCCGCGAAAUACUUAUGAAAGCGCGAAAUAAGUUCGUCCUCUUUCCUCCAGAGCCUAAAGAGCUAAUAGAGGAUGCUAUUUUCUUGAAACCACCGCAAGUUAAGCGACCAAGAGUAUAUUUUACCCUCCGUUUUCAUGGAGGAGCAACAAUCGGCGAACUGAAGGCCGAGCUUUUUGAAGACAUCUGUCCUGAAACCUGCCGCCUGUUUCUCAAUCUUUUGGACGGCGACGAGUUCGGUUACGGAUAUGUUGGAACUUGUUUCUUCAGGUUAAAAAUGCUAGUUUCCGAAGCCACCAUUGCCGGGGGUGAGAUAUUGCUGAAAAUAAUAAGCCCGGAGGGGCAAACAUUCACUGCCUCCUUUACCGACGAAACUCUUAUUGAGGAAGUGAAAAAUCGUGCCACAGAUUUCUUCUACCCAAAUGGAGAAAAUGGAGGGAGUCGUUACAAGCUUAUUCGAGUGUUUGAUACAUCAACCCUACAUGAUUUCCUAACUCUUGCUCAGGAACAAAUCGGGAUGCAGGAAGAGAUCUUGUUAAUUGAAAGAAGAAUCCCCGAUGCUGGGACGCUGUGGGAUUUAGGGACGGUGAGGGCGCCGCAACAAAGUGCCAUAGCCGCUGCCACUGCUUCUCUGCCUCCUCCCCAGGCAUCAGUUAGGCAACCUAACCUCCAAUCAUUACUAUCUACUAACGAACUGACGUACGAAUUGCGAAAAAUCUUGAUAUCGCUUAUUGAAGCAGGAGCUAGACUCGCAGCAGCUGGCAGAAAUUAUGAGUUAACACUUGCUCAAUUGUCAGCGGCUUUAGAUGAACCACAAAGAACGCAAGUACACGAUACACAAGUGAUAACGCCCGAAGAAAUAGCCGCAAGGUUAAAUACGAACCAAAGCGACACUAAUAAAGAACCAACGAUCGAAACAAAUGGAGAUAUCUUCAAACGCGCCGCUCAUUUGCAAAAAUUUCUCCAGAAAUUCCACGCGUGGAAGUUGAAAAUCGCCGAACCACCUAACCCAGAAGCGAUCACAGCUUUAAGUGAUUUAGGGUUCACGUCAGAACAAGCAGAUGAAGCGCUCCGUUGUACUGGGUGCAAUGUACCGGCUGCAGCUUCCUGGUUGAUUGGGGAGCGGGGCUCGAGUGUCUUUGAACUAGUGAAUGGACUUCCCGAUGGUGUGAUUUUGCAGACUUUGUUGAAACAGCCACAGAUUCAAAGGGGCUUACUCAACACGAGAAUGCUUAUUGCAUUCAUAGCGAUGGUUGGUCAAACUGGCAGUGCAGCGUUAUGGCUACAUUCACCACACGGCAGUCCGCUUCUCUCGCAGAUUUCUCGCACAUACCACUCGGAGAAAUAUUGCCUCGCCGUGAACCAAUUUUCAGAAGAGAGGACGCAACAGAAUUCAACGCCGUCGACUUCUAGACAAAGACGUUGA